Messenger RNA from Tarenaya hassleriana, 1576 nucleotides. Its product is annotated as omega-hydroxypalmitate O-feruloyl transferase. NCBI's taxonomy places the organism in Eukaryota, Viridiplantae, Streptophyta, Magnoliopsida, Brassicales, Cleomaceae. Gene Ontology annotation, molecular function: acyltransferase activity, transferring groups other than amino-acyl groups. The record is from RefSeq and is a predicted model, not a curated record. The transcript has a single exon. The coding region runs from base 46 to 1446 and encodes 466 amino acids.
UCACCCAUCUCGUGAUGGCAUUCGGCGUAAAAUCGGUGUCUGUCCAUGGACUCUAAUUGUAUCCAAGAGCUUCAUUUCCCUCACCUUCAUAUCCCUGUGACCAUAAACCAGAAAUUUCUCGUCCAGCCGUCCGGUCCAACCCCUGCAAAUCAUGGCGAAAUUCUCUAUCUAUCGAACCUAGAUGAUAUCAUCGGUGCUCGGGUUUUCACCCCUUCUGUCUAUUUCUAUCAAUCAAGCAGCCAUCCCGAUUGUUCAAAUGGAGAAUCUGUUGCAAAACGGAUUGAAGAUGCGCUCGGGGAGGUUCUAGUCCCGUAUUACCCGCUUUCGGGUAGGCUAAGGGAAGUAGAGAAUGGGAAAUUGCAGGUGUUUUUUGGGGAAGAGCAAGGUGCAUUGAUGGUAACGGCGAAUACUCCGAUGGAGUUAGCGGACCUAGGCGAUCUCACGGUUCCAAACCCGGCUUGGCUGCCAUUAGUCUAUCAAUACCCAGAUGAAGAAGCAUACAAGGUCCUCGAAAUGCCAUUACUUAUAGCGCAAGUAACAUUUUUCAGUUGUGGCGGGUUUAGCCUUGGGAUCAGACUUUGCCACUGCAUAUGCGAUGGGUUCGGGGCAAUGCAGUUUCUCGGCUCUUGGGCCGCGACUGCGAAAGCCGGGAGAUUGAUUGCAGAACCUAAACCUGUUUGGGAAAGAGAAGUUUUCAAACCUAGAAAACCUCCAAAGGUGAUGUACCCUCACUUGGAGUACAUGCCAAUCGACGAAAAAUCGAGCUUGACGAAAUCCUUGUGGGAAACUAAACCGGUCCAGAAAUGUUACCGGAUAAGCAAAGAAUUCCAAUCUCGGGUUAAAGCCUUCGCUCAAAUCCAAGAUCCAGACCUAAUCUGUAGCUCAUUCGACGCCAUGGCAGCACAUAUAUGGAGAUCAUGGGUGAAGGCACUCGAUGUAAAACCAUUAGACUACAACCUCAGGCUAACGUUUUCAGUCAAUGUACGGCAAAAACUCGAGAACCCGCCAUUGAAACUAGGGUUUUACGGGAACGUCGUGUGCUUGGCCUGCACGAUGAGCACGGUGGACAGCCUCAUGAAUGAUCCCCUGGCAAAGACGACGCGUCUUGUUCACGAGGCGAGAGUGAACGUAUCGGAAGAUUAUUUACGGUCCACGAUAGAUUACGUCGAGCUGAAAAGGCCGAAGAGGUUAGAGUUCGGGGGGAAGCUUAUGAUAACGCAAUGGACUCGUUUCGAUAUGUACGAGACGGCAGAUUUCGGGUGGGGAAGGCCGGUUUAUGCAGGUCCCAUAGACUUGAGGCCUACGCCUCAGGUCUGUGUGUUGUUGCCUCAAGGAGGAGUUGAGUCUAAUUCUGAUCAAAGCAUGGUGGUUUGCAUCUGCAUUCCUCCUUGUGCUGUUCAUGAUUUCACUCGGAUUCUAUCUUCAGUCGAUCCAAUCUCGGUUUAGCAAUUUGGUUAUGAUCCUUCAAAGCUAUAUAUAAAAUUGUUUACUAUAUAGUUUGUUUUAAUUAAGAAAUUGUGUUAUGGAUUUGUAAACUUUGAUGUUUGUUGGGUUUGUGAGGUAACUUCUUGUUGAA